GCGCUCGGGGCGUGCGGUAACGCAACCAGCAGCAGGAAAAGACGGUUGACGUUCUUACGCCUGGCUAGAUGAUUGGCGAGGUAAGAUGGCGGCGCCAGAGGAGCCAGAAUUAUCCCAGGCGCAGACCGAAAAACUCCUUCAAUUUCAGGACUUAACUGGGUUGGAAUCAAUGGACCAAUGCCGCCGAACAUUAGAGCAGCAUAAUUGGAACAUCGAGGCUGCAGUUCAGGACAGACUUAAUGAGCAGGAAGGAGUUCCCAGUGUGUUUAACCCUCCACCAUCCAGACCUCUCCAGGUCAACACAGCAGACCAUAGAGUAUAUAGUUACAUCGUCUCAAGGCCUCAGCCCAGGGGUUUACUAGGAUGGGGUUACUAUUUGAUUAUGCUACCGUUCAGAGUUACAUAUUACACACUUCUGGAUAUAUUCAGGUUGGCCCUGCGAUUCAUCAGACCAGAUCCCCGGGCUCGCGUGACCGACCCUGUCGGAGACGUUGUGUCGUUCAUUCAUAGUUUCGAGGAAAAAUACGGUCGGUCACACCCCGUGUUUUACCAGGGCACGUACAGCCAGGCACUGAAUGAUGCCAAACGGGAGCUCCGCUACCUAUUGGUGUACCUGCAUGGGGACGAUCAUCAAGACACUGACGAGUUUUGCCGCUCCACGUUAUGUACGGAAGAGGUCAUAACCUUUCUCAACACAAGAAUGCUCUUCUGGGUAUGCUCAACUAGCAAACCAGAGGGUUACAGAGUGUCCCAGGCGUUGCGGGAGAACACCUACCCGUUCCUGGCCAUGAUCAUGCUGAAGGACCGCAAGAUGACCGUGGUGGGACGGCUGGAGGGUGUCAUUCAGCCAGAGGACCUCAUCAAUCAACUUACUUUCAUCAUGGAUGCCAACCAAACAUAUCUGAUGUCGGAGCGUCUUGAACGAGAAGAGAGGAACCAGACCCAAGUUCUGAGGCAGCAGCAGGACGAGGCCUAUCUCGCCUCCCUGCGUGCCGAUCAGGAGAAGGAGCGAAAGAAACGGGCGGAGAUGGAGCAACGGAAACGAGAGGAGGAGAAGGUCCGACAAAGUGCUCUUGCAGAGGAAAUCAGACGAAGAACACUCGAAGAGGAGAAGGAGAGGAAGUCGGAGUGUCUUCCUCCAGAGCCACCGGCUGACGACCCUGAAAGUGUCAAAAUAGUGUUUAAGCUGCCGAAUGAUACGAGAGUAGAGAGACGAUUCCUGUUCGGUCAGUCUCUGACGGUAAUACACGACUUCCUUUUCUCUUUGAAAGAAACUCCGGAGAAGUUCCAGAUAGUCACGAACUUCCCUCGCCGAGUCUUGCCCUGCCUUCCGACCGAGGAGCAGUCCAACCCACCGACCCUGAAAGAGGCAGGACUCAGCCGCUCCGAGGUCCUUUUUGUUCAGGACCUGACGGACGAUUAAUAAAUGACAUACCUCUUCCACGUGGAAACGCAUUUCCUCUGACACCCACCCACAUUUUAUUUUUGUUUGUUUGUUUUUUGUUUUGUUUUUUUCAUAUUCUGUUAAAUGGCCAUUAUGUGUAAGGGAUCACUGAGAUAAAAAAUUUUCUCCUGGAAGAUUAAACCAUCCUGCAUCCAGACCACAUUUAGUUGUUUACAGGGUUCCCGAUAGCCUGGAAAGUCUUGAAUUUUAUCAAAUAAAUAUUUCUUCAAGUUGUUCCUUGAACUCAU
Messenger RNA from Gambusia affinis (western mosquitofish), 1692 nucleotides. RefSeq names its product Fas associated factor family member 2 (gene faf2). Gene Ontology annotation, cellular component: endoplasmic reticulum. Lineage: Eukaryota; Metazoa; Chordata; Actinopteri; Cyprinodontiformes; Poeciliidae. Gene Ontology annotation, molecular function: ubiquitin binding. Bases 86 to 1423 code for a protein of 445 amino acids. The record is from RefSeq and is a predicted model, not a curated record. The transcript is spliced from 11 exons.